Messenger RNA from Paramecium octaurelia, 2179 nucleotides. The record is from the annotation of a GenBank genome assembly. NCBI's taxonomy places the organism in Eukaryota, Ciliophora, Oligohymenophorea, Peniculida, Parameciidae.
AUGAGAAGGAAUUUGUCAAAUUCAAAUGUUUCCCUUAGAGCAUCAACUAGACAGCAUAAUAAACAAAGAAGGUCAGAAAUAGACAUGAAGAUUUUACAAUAUAAUUAAAGAGAUAAGCUGCUAAAGAGAGAGCCAAAUAGAGAUGGAAACGAUUGGCAGAAGUAUUAUAAUAUAAGUAUUGAGGUGGUACAAUAAAAUAUUAAAUUAAGAAGAUAAAGUGAUUCUAAUUAUUAAUCAAAAAUAUUGAGUAGAAUAGAAUUGGGAAUGAAAAUUUAAAAUUAAUUGGCAGAACAAUCAUCAAUAAUCGAAGAUUUAAAGAGUUAUAAAUUGUAGACGAUGUUAGUGUUAAAAGAGAAGAAGAAAAAAUAAAAUUAAUCAUGUUUUAUAUCACCAAAACAUUAUCAAUUUGAAUUGCAAGAACUAUUCAAAGAAUAAAGUGAUCAAUAUUUGUACAUUUACCAUAAAAAUCUUCCAAACACAUCAAAAUUAUCAGAAAAAGAGUAUAACCAAUUACUUGACACUUAUCUUCAUAAGAAAUAAUUGUUUGAACAAUAUUUGGAGUAAAAGAACCAAAGAAAACUGGUCAAAUGGAAACCAAUGACGAGUUCAAGUACAUUUUACAGCACUUCAAUGAGUUGUUAAUCGAAUGGACUAAAGAGAGAGUCUCCAAUAAUGAGAUUGUAAAAUCCUUUGGAAUCGUAGUAGUAAUAGAGAUAGAAAGAAUACUUUUUGGUCAAUCAAAUUAAUGAGGUUUCAAAUCCAAAAAUGGCAACAAGUAUAGUUACGAAAAAACAUUAGAGACCACAAAAUACAAAAGAUAAAUUAAAAGGAAUAGUUAAACAUAAUAGAAUUAAAUCCAUGGACUAUGCAGAGAAUGAUGAUGAUGAUGGUUUGGACAUGUCUAAUGCAUCGAUAACUGAAGCAUUAUUGGACUAAUUGUAUUUGGGAUCACAGAAGUUAUAAUCAAAAUUGAAAUAGCAGAAUACUGUUCAAAAAAGAGUUAGAGACAUUCUCAGACUUUAAGAAAUGAAAGUUAAUACAAUCAAUGCUAAUUAUUAAAAGCUAAAUAAAUACUAAUAAAAACAUUAAUGAUUAUAAUUUUAUUAUUCUUGGCUAAUUAUAUCAAUGCUGAGUCCCUAGCUACAUAAAAAACAAAUGAAUUAAGGGAAAUGCAGUUGAGAGAUGGAAUAAUUGAAUUGAAUUCAACAGGAUAUUUGUAUCACUUCAUUAUUAAUUUUCAAGUUACUACACCAUGGAAUUUCCACGUCCAUAUGAUGUCGUUAUUUACUUUGUUGCUCCCAGUUGUAAACUUUGCAAUGAUCUUAAUGAACAUUACUAAAAAGUAGCAAAAUUCUACGCUGAUUCAGGAGCAUUAUAUAAGAGUGAAUCCAAAAGAGCUGUCUUCUUUGCCACCAUGACAUUCAAUGAUAAAACUAAGCAAGUCUUUGAACAACUUGGAUUUAUUUCAGCGCCAAACUUAUUCGUCUCACAACCACAUAUAGUAUUCGUCCCACAAGAUGAAAGAGAAAGAUAUUUGAGAGACAUGAAAUGGACUAUCUCCUAUACAGAUGGUACAGUCACAGCACACAAAUUCCUUGAAUUCAUUAAUAAAAGGACUGCAAGAUAGGUUGAUUACAAGGCAUCUACCUCUGAAGCACUUACUGUUAUUGGUGUUCUCUUGGGAGCUCUGAUACUAGGAGCCCUGUUAUUCUUUAUAGCCAGACCCUUGUUUUUAAAUCCAAAAUUAUGGUUCAUUGGAUCAAUAAUCAUAUUCAUCACUUGUUUGGCCGGAGUCGUCUAUAACAUUAUUCAUAAUGUCCCUUUCUUUAGCCAAAACAACAGAGGAGGCUUAUAAUGGAAGACAAAUAGUGGAAGAUAGCAAUUAGGAUUUGAAGGAUUGUUCUUGAGUCUUGGUAUGACAUUUGUUGGAUUGACUAUGGUUUUGAUCAUGAAACUAAAAGUCUUGGUCAGACAUCAAAAAUUAGACCCGUAUAUUUUUUAAUAAAUCAAUAGGUUGGUUGAAAGAUUAAUAUAUCUUAUUUUAUUCCUUUGCAUCUUCUACACCGUUCUAUUCGUUGAGGAGAAUUACAGAUAAAAGUCGCACUACAAUCCAAUUUAUUGGCCACCAAAACAUUAUAUCAAGGGACCAUUAAAUAGAGACUAAGGUAAUUCAUUUUGA